Molecule: messenger RNA, 394 nt
Organism: Condylura cristata (star-nosed mole)
Lineage: Eukaryota; Metazoa; Chordata; Mammalia; Eulipotyphla; Talpidae
Product: aryl hydrocarbon receptor nuclear translocator 2-like
Exons: 3
Biological process (GO): regulation of transcription by RNA polymerase II
Cellular component (GO): cytoplasm; aryl hydrocarbon receptor complex; transcription regulator complex
Molecular function (GO): RNA polymerase II cis-regulatory region sequence-specific DNA binding; DNA-binding transcription factor activity, RNA polymerase II-specific; protein dimerization activity
Source: RefSeq, a predicted model, not a curated record
GGGUCUUGCUCCGGCCUUGAUGUGACUCUGCUCCCUGUCGAAUCCAGAAAUGGCCGCAGAGAUCCCUGGGUCCGUGACGCUGCCCGUCGCCCCCAUGGCGGCCCCUGGACAGGCACGGAUGGCGGGGGCCUUGCCUGCCCGAGGAGGGAAGCGACGCUCUGGGAUGGACUUUGACGACGAGGACGGCGAAGGCCCCAGCAAGUUCUCCAGGGAGAACCACAGCGAGAUCGAGCGGCGCCGGCGGAACAAGAUGACGCAGUACAUCACGGAGCUGUCGGACAUGGUGCCCACCUGCAGCGCGCUGGCCCGCAAGCCCGACAAGCUGACCAUCCUGCGCAUGGCCGUGUCGCACAUGAAGUCCAUGCGGGGCACCGGGAACAAGUCCACCGACGGC